This is a messenger RNA of Microthlaspi erraticum, 780 nucleotides long. The record is from the annotation of a GenBank genome assembly. Lineage: Eukaryota; Viridiplantae; Streptophyta; Magnoliopsida; Brassicales; Brassicaceae.
AUGAACGUAUCUUUUGACAGAAUUGACCGUCUUUCAUCGGAUAGGACUAAUUGGUGCGUCGUUGUUAAGGUUGUUAAGACUUGGGCAGCGUUUGAGGCAGACGGAUUGGAGUACUUCAACUUCCUACUCAUAGAUCCAGAGAUAUCUCUAAUUCUGAAAGAAUGGAAAUGUAUUCGCAACUUUACUGUCGUUGUUGACGAAUCCGAAAGACGCUUGACGAGGAUCAGAAACAAGAUAUUCCUCAUAGGGAGAACGGAAGUAACAAGAGCUGUAGAUCCACGGGUUUAUCAACCGAUGGAUUUGGUAACGUUUGAAGAUGUGGUCCACCGUACUACCGAAAUGGGUGAAACUUAUCCUGUUGAUUUCAUAGGAAGGAUUAAUUAUGUGAAGAAUCUCAAUGUCUUGAUCGAUAAUUCACUAAGACGUGCAGAUGGAAACACAUCGGCAAAAAUAAUUUCUUAUAUUGAUUUUAGGCUUUAUGACAACCAGGAUCACCAGAUCAUGUGUCGUGUCAAAGGAGAACUCGCCGACAUUUUUUACGAUAGAUGGCUCAACGACGGAGAUAUGGAUUACGUUUGUUGUUUAUACAACUGGCGAAUCACUCCUCAACAUCCUAGAAUAAACGUUGAAAGUGUGCGGGAAAUAUCUUCGUUCGAGAUCAAUCCACCAUGGAACCUUAAUCGCGAUGCGGACAGAUUCUGUCAAGAGACGUGGAGGAUUCAAGAUGAAGCAAUGAGCGAAGACGACGGUAGUUCACGUAGCGACGAGCUCUUCCAGUGA